Diorhabda sublineata is the source of this 4469-nucleotide messenger RNA. RefSeq names its product LIM homeobox transcription factor 1-beta-like. Gene Ontology annotation, cellular component: nucleus. Gene Ontology annotation, molecular function: DNA-binding transcription factor activity, RNA polymerase II-specific; RNA polymerase II transcription regulatory region sequence-specific DNA binding. Gene Ontology annotation, biological process: regulation of transcription by RNA polymerase II; neuron differentiation. The coding region runs from base 104 to 1195 and encodes 363 amino acids. The transcript has 6 exons. The record is from RefSeq and is a predicted model, not a curated record. NCBI's taxonomy places the organism in Eukaryota, Metazoa, Arthropoda, Insecta, Coleoptera, Chrysomelidae.
GCAGUCGAAAAACCUCAUGGCACUUUGUGUGUUUUGUGCGUAACUGAAAACGUGUGACGAGCGGUACGAAAUUUUUUUUGUGACAGUUUUGAACAUCAACAACAUGUUGGAGUUUUAUCCUAAUUUGAAUUUAAAUCCGGCCAUGUUGCCCGAGAGAAACGGCUUAAGCGGUGCGGAUUGUAACGGACGUUCAGAUAAUGGAUUGAUAAAAUGUGAAAAAGCUUGGUGUGAUAAUAAUAAUCUACACAACCCCCUAGAUAGCAAUUUAAUAAAAUGUGAAAAAACGUAUGAAAUGUGCGAAGGGUGCGGUCACAAAAUUCACGAUAGAUACCUAAUGAGAGUAGCUGAUUGCAGUUGGCACGAACACUGUUUGUGUUGUUCGAUAUGUGGAAUACUUUUGUCACACUCGUGUUAUACUAGGAAUACGAAACUAUAUUGCAAGUCUGAUUAUGAUAGGAUAUUUGGGGUGAAGUGUUCAAGAUGUGGUGAUCGAUUAUUGCCACACGAAAUGGUAAUGCGAGCCCAACAACAUGUCUUUCACUUACCUUGCUUCGCUUGCGUCGCUUGUGGUCAACCUCUUCAAAAAGGAGAACAAUUUGUUAUCAGAGCUGGACAACUAUUCUGUCGAGGAGACUUCGAAAAGGAAUUGUAUUUAUUACAACAAGCUAGUUCUGGAGAUGAUGAUUUGUUAGAUGAAAAUAGUAGACCAAGAGAUGGUAGGAGAGGUCCAAAACGACCCCGAACAAUAUUAACGUCGGCCCAACGUCGUCAAUUCAAAGCGUCCUUCGAAGUAAGUCCUAAACCUUGUCGAAAAGUACGAGAAGCUUUGGCAAAAGAAACUGGUCUCAGUGUUCGAGUUGUUCAGGUAUGGUUCCAGAAUCAGAGAGCCAAAAUGAAGAAGAUUCAAAGGAAGGCCAAACAGGACGACGGGAAAUCUUCAAGUGAUAAAGAAAAAGAUAACUAUCCAGCCCAUUCGGGAGAGAGCUUCUGUAGUUCGGAUAUCUCGCUUGAUGAUAGUACAAACUUCGAUCAACUAGAUGAAGCAACAUCUGAUACGAUAUCUUUACAAAACUUGGAAUUACAAACGCAUUCCCAUCAUAAUGAAGGAGGAUCCACAUCUACGUCAACUUCCAUAGCAAAUCCCAUAGAUAAACUCUACCUCAUGCAGAAUUCUUAUUUUAGCACGGAACAAUAAAUUUAAAACAAUGUAAGCGCCCACAAUGCUCACGUGGAGUUCAAAGCGACCCAUAUCGUAAGCAAGUGGAAUCCUCGUUUGUCAACGUGUCUCUUGUGAAUAGUUAACGGAACGCAAUUUAAAUUAAUUUAUCUCAAAACGGAAGUGAAGACAUAUUUAAACCAUAGAUAAAAUUCUCUUUUGCCAUUCCUAGUACUUGAACUUCGACGUUACUUCGAGCUAUUCAGAAGAUAGUAAAGAAAAAUAGAAGGUGGUACCUACACCCAGUGUCGUGUUUUAAAAUUUGAGGCCCUGGACCGACUAGUUUUACCGCCCCCAUAAAAAAAUCGUUUAAUAAUGAAACAAGACCAUACAAAAAUUAACACCAAUUAUCAAAUAUCUACAUUUUUAGGGAUGUACAAAUGUCCAUAGAAAAAUGCUAUUUUUGUAUAUGGAAAUGCUUCCUUUGAGUCUCUUUCAUUAAUGAAUAGGUUAAGUUGCCUUAAAUUCAUGAUCAAUUGGGUAGAAUUCUUGGAGUCCUUACGCGUUAGCCUUCACUUCCGGUUCAGUUAUUGUAUUCAAUUUGCCUACAACAUCAUAAGAACUGUCUAGUUUCUUCCUUUUAAUUAUUCUCCCGUGGAUGCUUCUGUACUCUUCUGAGCCUUUUCUUUCCCCAGCUUCUUCGAAAGCAUCAGAGGAUCCCUUUUUGUUUCUAUAAAAGUGAUGAGUGACUCGUAGAGUCUGGAGCUCUAUAUCUGCGUCAAUCCCUUGUAAGCUUAGAUAUUAUAUUAAAUUGUUUUAACACAUAUCCUCAAAAUUCAGAUGAUAUCACCGUUUUUAGACAAUUUAAUUGAGCCAGAACCUUAAUUUUUAACCAAAGCCUUCUGUGGGAUAACUUUUUAUAUCUUCUAGAACUGAUAUUAACUUGUCCUGAGCUGACAAUAGCCUGCCGCCCCGGGCCAUGACCCCCAUGGUUCUAUGGUAAAUAUGUCACUGGGUACAUCGAUGUUCUUUCUCUAUCUACCAACACUUCGGACUCAGCUGAACAAGAUCCUCUAUCUCGCUUUCUUUAUAUUUACUAUUUCUCUAAGAUUUAUACACGUUGAUAAAAUAAUGUCACAAACCGAUUUUGAUCGAUGGUUUGAUUAUUUGAAGUGAUUCAAAUCGAAAUUUUUAAUCUGAUUAAGGCGCAUUCAACUGAGAAAACAAAAAUCCCAAUCGAAAAUCUAUGCACUUGAGAAUAGAAAAAAUUCGAUUAAAACUGUUCUUGAUGUACACCUCAAUUACUAUCUGAAUAAUAUUCUUUUUUCAUUGCCUUAUCCGUUACGAACUUUGGUUAUUAACAAUCCUUUUCUUAUCUUGUUUACUGCGUUCUGAAACAGAUCAACAGAUGACACUCCAAACCACUGGCGUAGGUUAUGCAACCAUGAAUGUCGUCUUCUCUUUCGUCCCUUCUUUGCCUUCGGCAAUCAACUGCAAAACACGAUAUUUGUCAUGUCUUAGCAUGUAGCCAAAAUACUUCAUUUUCCUUUUUUUUUUUUUUUGUUUUUACUGCAAAGACGACUUCCUUUCUUUUCCCUAGUCUCUGCAUAAUUUCCAUGUUGGUGAUGUGCUCCGUCGAUAGCAGCCUCAGUUAUAGUCCAAACCUCUACACCAUAGAACAAGAAAUAUGUAGCACUUGAUUAGUCUUAAUUUUUUGUCGUAAAGACAUACGAGCGUCACAUCUUUUAUUUAUAGCCUAUCAAUGGUUGAAAAAAAACGGCGUAGUUUCUUCAAGUUCUUGAACGCAGCUCGGGAUCUUUCUAUCCGUGAUCGCAAUUCUGAUACCUGGUCUAUGUCUUAAUCGUUAGACGCACUGGAAGAUGUUGAUAUUUGCUAAUAAUCCAGCAUAACUUCUUUGUUCUCGGCUUUCCACUUUACACUUUUGGAUCUAAGUGUAGUUCACGUUUUUCUGUGAUUCGUACACUAAUCAAAAAUAAUUUUAUCGUCAAAUAUGAUAACUUUCUUUUUGAGAUAAAUAAAAUUAAUCGAUCUGAAGAAAACGUACAGUAGUUUUUUAAAAAAAUGAACAGUCAAACGAAUCUUAAAAGUUUCGCUUGAAUGAAGCAAAAAAUUAAGUUGAGUACAAAAUUCAGUGUUGUUUGUUACUUUUCUUUAUAAAUCUAGUCUACAUAAAAUGCAAAGCACAACUUUUUAUUUACCGAUAACAUUUUAAAAAAAUUUUUCAUUGUAAUAUACAUAAUUUGUUAUUUUUUAUAAAAUUUGAUUUUAAUGGAAUACGAAAGAUAAAAAUUUGUCAAUUGUCUUCAAUUAAAUCUGUAUAGAUAUCAUAAUAAAGUAUCCCGGUUUUGAAAAAUGUAUAUUAAUGUAUAUUCAUUUCAAAAAUAAUUUUCCGUUCAAAAUAUGGGGUGUAGAUGUGAAGAGAAACAUUUCGGUUUAUCUAAAAGUGUCCGUUGAAAGGGGGCAAAUUAAGGUGGCGCUUUAGCAGCAAAUGAAAAGAUUUUAAAAACAUCGCCAGAAAUUUUAAGGGUGAGAUACUAAAUUAAAUAUUUAUUUAAAACAUAAUUUGUUGUAUACAGUUACACACUUUUUUAGAUUGAUUCUCCUUACCUCUACACUCCAUAGUUCAAAUUUAUCUUUCCCACGCCAUUACACAUUCUUCGUUUUAGUCUUUUUCUGGUACUUUUUUGUAUUUGCCCGUCUUCGCUAAUUCGCUUUUCUGAAAUUUCUGGAACUGGUACCAGAACACCAACAUUUACCGUAUGACGUUUCGAUAACCAUGUUACCGUCUUCAGAGAUUGAAGAUGAACUCAGAGUUACCGAAACUUCAGACAGUAUUAUUGUGGGUAUUGGUGACGUGGUAAUGUAAAUAAUUAUCGCAUUUUUCACAUUACGUUAUACAAUGUGUCUGCGUUUCAUUAAUAAUCCUGAAUUUAUUUCUCGUAUUUCCUGUCAGGUAUUAACUUUGAUUUUUUAUUAUCUAUUUUGUUUAUAUAAAUUUAAUUUUAGCCAAAUUUAUUUCUUUCCGUACUUGUACAGAAAUUUUAUUAUACAUUAUAUAGAAUAUAAUUGAAAAGUGUAUUAUACAUGGAUUUACUUAGAAUUAUUGUAAAUGUACAUAUGAAAAAAAAUCCAAUAAAUGUAAUAGAUAAUAAUUGUGUAUUAUUUAUUACUUUUAUUUAAAAUGAGUCGAAUUAUUACUUGUGAUGAAAUGUUUAUGCCAAAUAUAGGGAUUUAAUAUUGUCUAGAUUUUAUUAUGUAUAUUUUAAAUAAAAGAUUAUAACAAGUAAAAAAA